CUUGAAUUACAAAUCUGAAGCUUCAAAUUCAUUUUACAAAGUGAUCGUUUCUCGUAUAUUCAGACCAAGCAUAUUAAUCUGGAGGAAUUGAGAGCUCGUCCCCUUUAUCUUUUACUGAACCCGGUGCAGUCUGUUCAAACAGUCAACACCACUGCACAAAUACGUUUUACUCAAUUGAGUCGAAAAAUUGUGAAGACAAUAUCGAUUAAUAUUACUUCAUAGUUUUGUUAUUAUUUUGUUUUCACUUUGCUUGUUGUUCUAUUACUUAGUCAUCGAAAUUUCAUACUUUCAUGUAGAGUGCCUUCUUGUUUUCGUCAUGAUAAACUAUCUUUUCAAAUUUUCAACUCAAUCAAUUUAAAUGCUUUAUUGCUAGAACAUUUCAGUGAAAUUUACAGAAACAAGUUUGUAUGCUUGCUACUUCAUGUUAGUUAUGAUAUAUUGUGAAGAAACAAACAAUAAUGACGAUAGUGUACUAAUAAUUUAGCCAAGUCAUAUCAAAUUCCGCUACAUUCAUUCCUUAAUCAUUUCCAAAUUUCUCUGUACAUCGGGUUUUUAAACUUUCCUUUACAAUGCUGCGUUGUGUGAAGCGAAAAUCAAGUAAGAGUAGGACACCGGUGACCGGUAGUUCAAAUGAAAGAGGCUGUUCCACAUUACCACGUAUGUUUCAUCGGUCGGAUAGUGAAGAAGAUAUUUCAGAAAAGCCGUCAUCUUCAUCUUCCAAUAGGUUAACAAGAUGGACGAUGGAAAAGAAAUCCGCUACAUUAACAGCUGGCUCCACAUUAUCUUCUGGAAAUGAGACGAAAUCAAAAAGCAAACCUUUCACAUUUCUGCGUACAUUAUCUUUGGGUUCAUUAUUUUCUCCCUCAAGAAAACGUCGAAAAGAUGAUUCAACUACCGCUUAUUCUUCAGGUUUAAUGUCACCUGAUGUAGAGUUACAAACAUUAUCAAAUGAGUCACAGACUAAUAUUCAACAGAGACAAAAUGAAACUGAUGUUAGUCCAUCAGAAGGAUCCCUAACACCAACGGCUGAUGAAACCUAUAGACCUCAGUUUUGUAAGCAAGAGUUAUACUUAGAGAAAUUAACAAGAGAUGCCUAUAACUAUCCAAGAGACGAGACAAAUAAGACUCCAACAGAUGAAAACCCACAUAUUGUAUCUGAGGGAAAACAUUUGAAAAGAUAUCCAGAUGAUCAGCACGAUUCAGGUAGAAGUUCAACCAGAGAAUCAGCAGAUGUUUCUGUAGCAUCUGAAGGACCAAAAAAGAAACCAGCCAUAAAUGGUUUGCCUAUUGAACUUGAAACGAAAGCAGCACCACCUGAUAAACAUUGGCAAGUCUUACCUAAUGUUCAACAAAUUACCAGUGACAUUACUGUGAACUAGGUUGACAACAGGACACAACGGUUCAGGCUAAUUGGAAUUCAGAAUACGGGCAAACUACGAUCUCUCAUCCAGUGGAAACAGGUUGCAUCCUUUCUGUAUAUUAACAGGUAAAUGAUAUUUGUCGUUGUAGAAAGUUUUGCAACACAGAAGAAAUUGUUAGUUGUUAAACUAAAUUCAGCUUGAAAAUAAAAAAGGAAGUAGCUUAUCAGGAACAUUAGAUUCUGAGUUUCAGAUAAAUGUAAACGGUCACUUUUAUGAUUCGUAAUGGUAAUAUAGAUCUGAGGUUGUGGAGUUUGUUGAAUUUAGUUCAAACUAAAAACCGGUCUAUGUCAGACAACCAUUUGGAGCCUUGAGGCACUAGAAGGCCAUUUAAUCAUAAUAUGAGACUCCUCAGCAAUGGCAUUCAUGGCUCCACUGGCAGGAGUCGAACCCAAGAAAUUCGGACUCCUGCGCGAACGAUCAACUACUAACCAGUCAGCCGUGUUCGAACGGUACCAAUGUCUAACUUUAACUAAUCCAUGACAUUGAUCGAGCAUCUGUUGUCUUCUGUGGGUAACUGAAUCACACCCGACACGCUCUGGCUUCAUUGGUCACAACUUCUCACUUGAACUUCGAAAAUUUCUUCUCGUAGUUAGUGACUGGUGAUCACAUGGUAACUGUCAAUACAGGGUUGUAAAGAUUGCCGAAUUUUAUUGAAAUUAGGACGACAGAGAUGCUCAUACUACAGGGAAACAGCUGUACUUCCAGAUGUUCAGUGGUGUUCUAACAGACCGGUUAUUGAUUUCAAAACGUUAAGUAUUUUAAAUAUUGAAAGCACUACAGAAAGUACGUAAUUCCUCACAUAGUAACGCCAAAACCUACGUUAUUCAUCAAAAAAUAUUUUCACAUAUAACAAAUACAUCGAAACAAGCUAACAUUAAGUUUUACCUAAUGCCUGCGAAUUUAUCAGUCAUUAGUAGGAGUAAAAUCCAGUAGUAAUUACCAUUUGGAGCAUGACGUUUUAGCCGUUUAGGGUUGGUCAAGCUUUUUCUGUUGAAGCCUUCUGGGUUUUCUGGAAAUGGUUUCCAUGUUUGAAGGCUCACAAACCCACCGUACAGAUAUAAUUUCAUGGGAAAAUCGGUACCCCCGGCAUCUUAACGCUUGGGCGUCGCACUAGGGGAAAGUCGACGCUAGAUACAUAUCACUAACGCAUAGGUGUUUACCUAUGUAUCCCAUAGAAACUAUAUAGGUAUAUUCACUCACCCAAGAGCGUUUGUGGUCACCUCUCCCUAAUACUUAAUACCAUAUCUUUGUCCUUGAUCUGUUGUCUCAAACCGUUAAUUUUAUUAGAUAUAAGGGAGACAUUGCAGCUUUUUUUCCCCUUGCAAACUCAGCGAGUACUCUUCACACAUAACUAUGCACACAAAUAUGCAAGCUGAGAUUUGUGAAAUUUCUAUACAUGAGCAUACAUAUCGGCUAGCCAGUUACGACUUUAAAGUCUGGAAGAGUAAGCCCCGAGUAAUCCGUGCUCAAUAUAAGAGUGGUUUAUCAGUCCAUUCUUUUCUGACCGCCCAAAGUAGUUAACGAGGUUGCUUCCACUACUCAUCAGUGCAACAAGGAGACUUCGAGUCGGAUUUGAAGCAUACCUACUAAUAAAUAUGGAAAAUGGAUGGAAAUCAACGAAAUACUUCAUUAUACAGUGGUACGAUGAAAUGUUUUCAGCAUCAAGGUUUAUAUUAUAAAGCUUACUAAGAUUAAAAAUUGAAAUUAUGCUAUCACACAUAGUCUAAAAGCAUUUUAACAUCAUAGAAAAUAAUUCUUCUACUUAUUUUUCGAAUCAAACAUCAACAAAUGUUUAUUAUAAUCUUAGUUUAAUAUACGAAGAGCAUCACAGUUUCGUAACAAGUUUGGAUAUUCGUUCUUUGAGUGCUAAAAAUUUUACAAGCUAAUAGACCAUUAAAAAGAUUUAAUGGUUAAUUUCGUAUGAUAUAAAUUUAUCAUUUAACCCAUACUUUUCUUCUGAAACAAAUUUAAUAGUAAUUCACAAAUUCUAAUUUCAUUGUUUCUUACAAAAUCAUAUUGGUAGACUUGUCUCUGGGAUUAUUCCAUGAUACACGCUUCUUAACAAAAAAAUUCGUUAUAACACGAAUUUAAAACCACUGUGUCACCAAGUAAGAUUCAUAUACUCAGCCAGACACAUAGAUUUUGCCUGACUGUUAGUGAUAUACAAUGGCUACCAACCGGAAAUGGAGUUCUGUGCAUCUUUCUAUAAGACAGUUUACACAUUACCUCAUGAAACUACAUAAUGGACUACAUCAGUUGGGAAAAUAAAUGUAUCACUCAAAAAGGCCUUGAGAAAGAAAAAGGGAGGUAACAUAUAGGAGUUAUUCCAUUUACUUGAGAUAUGAGUUCUAUAUGGAUUAAAUGGGUGAAAUUUGAUAAUUUUAUUUACACGCAAUCCAAUGAACUAGCUAGUUGCUUGGUUACAUGCUAUGGUGAUUAUCUCGUUCAUAAUUAAAUUUCUUUAUGAAUACAAAUUACUUAUAAUCAAUGGAUUGUACCAAAAAAUGUGAUUUUAAUUAUAGUAAAUGUAGUAGUAAUAAUAAUAGUGAACUAAUUGCUUACUUUAGUUCACUAUAGGCCACUGAAGCAUUUAAGGGAGUUAUUAUAGUUGAAUAAUCUUUUCCCAAUUGCUUUUCAAAAAGUACAUAGCUUAAUUACUUUCUAAUAAUCAGGGCUGCAUUAUACAUAGACUGACCUAAAUGACAGGUAGAUGUUCUAAGCUAACGAGGGGUUGAUUAUUCUAUCAAACAAUAAGUAGCAUACACACAAUCUGAAGUGAUAAUAUCCAGUCCAAUAGAAGUAUGAAAUGCCAAUUAUAAUAAAAAUGCGAGAAUAAUCCGUGAUUGGAAAAUAUAUUUUAACAUCAUUACAAAAUAUUUGCUGUACGGUUGGGGAAUAAUUGACGAUCAAUUAAAACAAAUAUUUUAGCGAAAAAAUCCUCAUUUACAUUAUUUCAUUUUCAAAAGCUGUCCAAUCGUAUCUAUGUGAGAUAAUUAGUGUGACUAACAAGUUUUGUGAGUCAGUAUUCUGGAGUAUGGUAACUGAAAAUGAUGGAGUUCAUUUCACAAUAAGUGGAUAAAAUAGAUUAUCAGUAAAUAACUAAAUCAAUGGAUAGACUAGGAAUUAAACUACCAAUGAUCGCAGACAAAUGACUAGCAAUUGAGAAAGGUAUUUGCUUAUCCUGUGUUCUUAAGUGACGGUUGGGGUUCACUUGUUUUUGUAGCCACUUAGAUAUGUGUUCACAUACAUUUACAUGUAGAUUACUAUUGUUCCUCCUGAUGUAUAUGUGUACAUAGAUACACACAAACUGAUAAGCGUAACGAGAUGUGAUACACAUUUAAGUGCCGUUUAAUUUUUUAAGAAAUCAUGGACCUUAGAUUCUUAAAACAAGCUAGGUUGAGUAAAACGUUUUACUGAUCCCUAAUUUUAAUUCUGGUUUUAACACAAGACUGUUUGAGUCACCUCUGAAAGGUAGGUGUUAGCGGAAUAUAUAUUGGAUUAAAGCAGGUUCCGUGCAGGAUUGUGUGGGUGCACACUGAUUGGCUAUUUCUUAUCCAAUCAGUGCUAAUGGAUCGUUGGAAAAGACUAGAAUUUUCUCAUUAAAAACUACAAAUAUACAAACUUUUUUAAAAUUGUGCUUCUUACCUCCACCUACUCUUGUUAUUUGGAGCAUAAUUUCAUUCCUGUCCAACCGUGUUCCUAUUUGGGGACUUGUCGAGUGAAUCGGUGUCCAAGAAUACUAAGCAAUAGGAAUAGCUGUGUCGUAUGAAGAAAAAUCAUAACAGUGGCGACGAAGAAAGGGGAAAACACAUUCAAGUUGCCGAUAUCAGAUGACCAGCUCAACCGAAUACUACAACAACAGCAGGCACAACUUGAUGCACAAAUGCUGUAGUUAAUGACUUUGACGCACCAACGUAACAUCCACUGCUCGAGUUCACACGCUUUUCCAAAUACUUCUUGUGAUGCAGUUGCUAGUAGCAUUUCAGAAUUCAACUAUGACCCCGAUGGUAGAAAUACCUUUCUCAGAUGGUCCAAGCGUUGGGAAGGUACAUUUCGAAUAGAAUUCUGUAGAUAAGAUAACUUUUGGAAAACUCGAUUGUUGAUACGUAAGUUGGGAAGCAAUGAACAUACACGUUAUACUGACCAUAUAUUGCCAAAGUUACCACUAGAGUUCAGUUUCGAGACGGUAACUGAAUUGUCGGAGAUAUUCGGUGAAUCAUCCUGAUUGUUUAGUAUCUAGUGUUUAGUGUCUAAAUUCGGUGAAACAUGAAGUCGAUGAAUAUGGUGCUCUAGCAGAUGUCAUCAACGGAGAGUGUGAACGGUUCAAGUUAAGCUCAUUAACAGAGGACUAAUUUAAAUGCCUAAUAUUUAUCAAAGUCAUUCAGCCACCACGAGAUGCUGAGAUUAGGACUAGAAUUUUAACUCGACUGGAUCAAGAUCCAGACGUCACACUCAGGACAUUGACGGAUGAGUAAACGGCUACAAGUCAUCAGACAACAAUCAGUUGCUUGAAUAGGUAAAUCCUAACUUAACCUGCAGUGGUAUCGAUGCUAUUACUAGGUUAACAGCUCAGAAGCCGAGGACAACUCUUGACAAACCAACGACCGCCUGUUGGUUAUGCAGUGAUUAGCAUUAUGUACAAUUCUGCCCACUUAAGAAGCAUAAAUGUCAGGUGUGCAACAGACGUGGACAUAAAGAAGAAUAUUGUCCACCGAAUCGUACGUUCCAGCCCAAAAAGAAACAUAAACGUCCUCGAUAUGUGGUGAAACCAGCUGAAUCUAAGUCUCUGUGGUAACAGAUUUUUAAACAGGCUAUGAUAUUCGGAGAAAGUGUAUUACUAUCCAGAAUAAAGGCAUAUCAGCUCAUCUUCAAAUUGACACGGUAUCCGAUAUCACCCUAGUGUCUAGAGAAACGUAUAAACCUCUUGGGAAACCGCUAAUGAAGCUGUCUAAGAAAACUGCUAAAAACGCAUCAGGAAGAUUGCUAAAAUUGGUCGGCGAACUACGUUGUGAAUUUUCCUUCAAUGGAACUCACUAUAAGAAUAUGUUAUCUAACAGAACGGCCAAACCUUGAUCUUCCUGGUCUAGAUAUGCUACAAAAACUUAGAAUAAUGGAUGUACCCAUUAACAUUGUCUGCAACGUGUCGUGUUUAUAAUUGGACACCCCAGUAUUUGCAAAACAGACAGGUGAGGGGUUGCUAGAAAAACUGGAGGAAAUUUGCCUCUAUUUUUCAGAAUAGCCUUGGUCACUGUACCAAGAUGAAAGCUCACUUAACAGUGAAACCAGAUGCCAAAGCUGUUUUUCGUCCGAGACGUCCUAUACCAUAUUCUGCUCUUGAACUAGUCGAUUAAGGAUUUAAUCACUUGCAACAGGCUGAUGUAAUCCAACCAGUCAACUACUCUGCAUUGGCCUCACCAGUCAUAGUGAUAAAGAAAGCCAAUGGAACUGUACAAAUAUGUGCCGACUUCUCAACCGGUUUAAAUAUUGCAUUGGGUGUAUAUCAGUUUCUAUUAACAGUUCCUGAAGACCUGUUUGCUUAGCUUAAUAGUGGAACAUGUUUCGCGAAAAUAGACUUCUCCGAUGCUUAUCUACAAGAGGAGGUAGAUAAAGAUAGGAGGGGGUUUCUGACUAUUAACAUUUCCAACACACCCGCCUAUUAUUUGGCAUCAAGACCACACCUUUGAUCUUUCCGCAAAUAUUGGAUAUGAUGCUAACAGGUAUACCUGGUACAGCCUCUUUUAGCAUAUUUUAAACCCAGCUUGGGAAUUGUUGUUGCAUCUGAUGCUUCUAAUCAUGAAGUUGGAGCAGUGAUACCUCACGUGUUUCCGGACAAAUUAGAAAAGACAAAUGCUUAUGCUGCUGGAUCACUCACCCCAGCCAAGCAGAACUACAGUCAAAUUGAAAAGAAAGCUCUUACAAUUAUUUUCGCUGUAAAAAGAUUUCAUAAAAUGCUCUGUGGCCGUACGUCUACUCUACUGACAGAUCACAAUCCUUUGAUUGUAAUCUUUGCUUCUAAAAAAGAAAUUCCUGUAUAUACGGGUAAUAGAUUACAGCGCUGGGCAACAACGCUUCUGAGCUAUGAUUUCAAUAUCAAGUAUCAGUCGGCAAAUACUAUCAGUCAAGUUGACGCUCUCUCUCAAUCGAUUGGAGUUAAACACCAUGGACGGGAGGACAUGUUCAUUGCUUCCAUAUUAGUAGAUCCAGAAAUACAAGUAUAGUAGCAGAUGCUAUUCGAAACACUCCAGUGUCGACAGAUGAAGUCAGGGAAGAAACUCUCUGAGACCCAGUCCUACGAGAAGUUAGAAAAGUUCACCUAGAAGAGUGGCCCUCAAGUUAAGCUCCACAGAGCUGCGGAAGUUUUACCAGCGUAGACUCUCUCAAUCAUCGAAGACUGCCCGCCGUUUUCCGAACGUUUCAUAAAUCCAAAGAAGCUGCAACCAGCAUUGUUUGAACAGUUGCACUCAGGACAUCCUGGAGUAAAUCGCAUGAAAGCACUAACACGAAGUUAUGUAUACUGGCCGUAUUUAGACACCCAACCGGUGCAUCUGUCUCUUUCGUGUACGAAGUGUGCGUUAGCAACAAAAGCACCGCGGAAAGCAGAGCUGCAAUCAUGGUCAACACCACGGUCACCGUGGCAGCGUAUACACUUGGAAUUCGUUGGUUCACUUCAUGGACAAACUUACUUUUUAGUGGUUGAUGCAUAAAGCAAGUGGCCAGAAAUUUUUCUCAUGAAACAUCUAACUGCAAGAUACACAAUCAGAAAACUACGUCAACUAUUCAGUCGUUUCGGGGUUCCAGAAUUAAUAGUUAGCAACAAUGGAACACAGUUUAUGUCCGAAAUCUUCUCAGAAUUUUGCCGGCAGAAAGAAGACAGUCAUGUCCGGACACUUUUAUUCCAUCCCCAAUACAAAGGCAAAGUGGAACGCUUUGUUGGUACAUUUAAAAAUACUGUAAAAGAAUCGAAAGUCGAGGAGACCACCGAGGAAAUCUAAGAGAGGUUCCUGCUUAUAUAUCGUCCUACACUGAACCCUCAGACGAUUGACGGGGUCUCUUUAUCAGGAGAUCUACUUGGCAGAAAAGUGCGAACACAUUUUGAUGUCAUUCUUCCGACGCCAGCUCUUGUGCCUCAACAAAACGUAUCGAUAGAGAAGCAGUUCAAUCGACAUCGUGGGGCACAAAGACGAUUGCUUGCGAUGGGUCAAAAAGUAUUUGCUAUGGACUAUCGUGGAAAACAUCAUACGUGAAUAGCUGGUCAGAUCGUGCAAAAGAAAGAGAAUGUGGUUUAUGAAUAGUCAGUUGGCUCAGAAGUUUGGGUGCUUCAUGCUAAACAAUUGAAAGCAAGUUCGAUAACCAGAAACGAGACUCAAUACAGAAUACCUCUUGACAUUUUACUGGACACCUUUGAAAUCGAAACGUUUGGAACAGACAGGUCAAUUUCCGUGCAAGCAAAGAGUGAUACCACUUUUUAAUUACCUAGAAGAUGGACAACUCGAAAGCACAGGCCGGUUGUGCGAUUGCAGUAAGACCAUAGCACCAUAUCCUACGAAUCUGCUCAAAGGGGAGUUGUUAUCAUAACAUAGAUAUCGAUUUAUUGAAUUUAAUGAACAUUUAUCUUGCAUCAGUCUUUCAGUUGAUGCUUAAUUCUUCCUAGAUAGCAUCUCUUGUGCAAAUACCAUUAAUCCUGUUGAAUAAUCUUUUUAUCGACUCUCACUUGUACUGUACUGGACAAUAACUAUGGAAACUGAUAUACUCCCCCGUCCAAAUAGGCAUUCUAUGGGCAGGACGUUUAAUGUAACCAUCGCCUCUUCUACUAACCAGUAUAUAUCAAAAAAGGAAGCUAAAAUAAUCAUUACCUAUUCACGUGAAGGAAUAGUAUGCUUUCGAAAUGUUUUAGUCUUCUGUAACAGGUCGUUCGUAUCUUCACUUUAGCCUCAUAUAACUAUAAUUCAUUCACUUACCACUUAGGAAAACAUCUAUUUUUAAGUGAAUGACAUAAAAAUACCAGCCAACGGUGGUCUUGAGGGACUGUCCUCACCUCCACUACUAAUCUGUUGAAAGUAACUCCUAUCAAAUGACAAUACACCUUAUGAACACAUGGUACCAAUAAAUCUUAAAGAGUUCCUAGAAGAAAAGCCAAUAAAAGAUUAUUUAGCAAGAUAUAGUCAUUCAGAAUAACGAUAGAUUCCCUUAGAGGUACAUUUGUAUACAUAGAGCAUAUGUCAAAGAAGAAUUUUGUCUUAUUCUUGAUGUUAACAUCUAGUAAUUUAUCAAAUCAAAUGAACCUUUCAGAAAACGAAUAGGCUUCAAUGGUUUUGCUAACCAUUUGGCAAAAGUAUGCGUAGAAAAUGACCGAUACAUCCAUAGAGCUGAAAAUAAGGGGUGUUGUUCUGGUGGAAUUUCGGUAACCUAUAUACAUAAAGAGACAACAAAUCAAUGGUUUUAGUAAAUUCAAAUCUUUGUUAUUAAUAACAUUCGUGUUUAGCAACUUUAAUAGAUUCAAGUUUACGCUUCACCUCCAUUAAAUUCAAAAUCAGCCAUAAAUUUACGUUGAACACUGAACGUGGAUAACAUCUUAUUUUUAUAAUCGGACUUAUUCAUAAUUACCAGACCAGACACUAUCGAAUUUAAGCAGGAUGUCAUCGCAAUUACUUGGUAUGUUUUAAAUGAUUCUAAAGACAGAUUUUAAUAUCGUUGUUUGCCUUGAUAUAAGACAUCAGAAUGAAUGAACUAUAUCACCAGUUUGACUCCACAUCAACUUUGACUAUUUAGAGAAGCAGAGACAAAGUCACUUAGUUGAUCUUAGAGAUUUUCUAACUGGAAAAUGUUUACAAAUAUUUGCGACUUUUGGACAGAAAACCAGCACCAUCUAAAAGUGUCUUCUUUCCAUAAGGAGAUAGUACAAUGGAGGGUAAACCGGUCACGCAUUUAUCUGAAUUGACUGAAAACUACUUAACAUAACCGUUAUCACUGCAAAACGUGUCCGGCUUUCUCCUGGUCCUUUCUCUUGUUUUCGUACAUUGAAAUGUGAUUAAUUUAAUAUGACAUAUUAAAGACAUAUCCAAUAAUACAUGAAUAUAAAAUUCAGUCAAAUUUUUACGACAUUUUCCUAUGUAGGCUUUGGUAAGUCGGGUAAGAUUUGAAAUAUUUGAUUGCAGUCUGCUUGAAUAUAAACUCCUGUAUAAUUCCCUUGAGAAUAUGCAUCAUGUGAAACAUGAUUUAUAAAAAUUCAGUUUCACCUUUUCAGAUACUAUUUCACCCUAUAAUUUUGCAAGUUCAUCUAACAUUUUAAUAAUGUGUAUAGGAAGUAAUCGUUACAAAAUUUAAAACAACUAGCCCUCGAUAUAAUUAUAGAUAGUUAAUUGUUAUACUUCAUCUUCUCAUCGAACUACCUAAUUUUGUAAAGGAAACUCCCUAUGUAGAUGAUUAAUAUUUUAGUGGAAUAGAUUAACUGAAUGUACUAUCAAGAUUUCCUUUUGACCGACUAGAUAAUGUAAUGUGAAAUGGCAAAAUAAAAUCUUCAAAUUAUGGAGUAAUAUUUUAUUUAAAAAAUAUGCUGUACUGAUAACAGGAGUAAUUAUGUGAUAAAUUAAGCGACAUAGUAUAUUACCCACCUGUUUUUGAACAUGCAAACAUUCUCCUAAUUUCCUACAACUGAUUUUGAUUAUUUAAUUAAGGUCAUAAUCGCCUUAAAUAAAUGUAAAUGUGUGGCACACAAAGUAGAUGUUCAUGUACUUUUUUUAAAGCACAUUCCUCGCGUCUAGCCUACUGAUAAUGCCCGACUGAUUAAACGAUACAAUAGAGAGUGGUUAUGGAAUAGGUAAUAAACUGGUUGAAACCCAGGCCGUUUGGUAACUAUGCUAUUAAAUUUAAUAUUGUGUAUGUGAUUCAAAUGAUUUUAUUCUUACUAAAAUAAACAAAUGAAACGGAGUGAUGAUUUUUACUAUUUUAUCUUUUCAUACCAAACAACCUGACCAUGUUUAAGAUCACGUAAUAAUGUAAUUUAAGUGACAAUCUCUACAACCUUCAUUCUAAAAACUGACCAUUCAUCGGACAUGAAUAACUUCUAACCACUAAUGACCAUACCACUAAACAACUAAAAAAGAAAAGAAAAUUUUAAGGAAAUAAAAAUUGACAAGACUAAAAAAUAUUAUCUUACGGUUAUUUUUUGUUUUCUUAUAUUGGGAUGUGACCGUAUAGAUAUGAAGAAUUAAGUAUGAAAAAUAGCAUAUUAUUUCUUUAUGCUAUAAUUAGAAUGGUUUUGCUUGAAUGUAUACCAAAGAUGAUAAAGUAAUGUAGGCGCAUGUAAAAGGGCUCUGAAUAAGUUCACUGUAAAUGAUCUAACAAUUUAUUUCAGUUUUAAUUUUAUUGUUUAGUUAGGUAAGAUUUAUUAUUUAAACGCUUAUAGUUUUGGCAAUCUAAAAUUAAUAUAAUGAAAUUUACUUCUCAUAGUUUACCUCUAUUCUUUACACCGUUUAAAUAAUAAUCUCCUUUGAACAAUCUUAUUAAUCAAUAAAUAAAUUCUAACUUACAAGUUGUUUCUAGUUGAUUACCAUAUGUGACUUACUUGAUAAGAGUAGUGUUAGAAAGGUAAUCUUUUUCUAAAGUUAAACAAUUAUCAUGAAAUCAGUGAAUUCGAUUAAUCCUCAGCUGAUUUUCUUCGACUGUAUUGAUAGGCAUGUAAAUACAAAUACUAUAAAAAAUUGAGCAGGCUUAUACCCUAAAACAUUUUGGUUAUUAUUGCAAGACAAUUCGGACAUGGAAGGUCAUUUUGAUAAACUAUUAGAGAGGGAAGUCGUCUGAUGGACCUUCAAGAACUUAUAACCCUGAUUUUAUUAAUCCUAUUUAUUAGUGAGAUAACUAGUAAUAAAAUUGUAUGUUAAGGGAUUCUCUAAUUGAAAAAUAAAAUGAAGUACAUUGUGAUUUAACGUUAGUGAAAAAAUAUUUGGUCUUCUCUCAUUCCAGCGGAAAACAAAUUUUUCAUUUGAAUCGAUGGUACCGUAUGGUUUUCUACGUUUAUUAUAUUCUCGAUUUCCUGAUAUAUAUUAAUAAAGCUGUAUGUAUGAAAGCGAUUACUUGGAUGUACUGCAUAUGUCGAAUAUAUCUUUCGGGCUAUCUUAUAGAAAGUCAAUCAAGAGAGAGCCAUAUGAACUUGAAAUUCUCUUAGCAUCAUAUUAUGUGUAACAUUGUUCUCGGUGAAUUAGUUUAUAUGGUUUUUGAAUUUUUACUAGUGAAACUUAAAUUUAAUGAAUUAAUUAACUUAUCAGUGUGGGGUUGUGGAGAUUGUUAAUUCUUUGAUUGAGAUCAUGAAUCGAUAAAUGUUAGACUAUCAUUGAAAACCUGGAAGCACUGAACGGUCGUUCAACAGUAUGAACGGAUGAAUUUGGAAAAAAACAACUUUUAACAAAUAAUUAUAAAUUAGUUUAAUAAUUUGUUUAAUGAAUAACCUUUCAAUGAGGAGUUUUUUCCGUUAAGAGAGGCUUCACUUAAACUUCAUUAUAUGAAUUCUUUUUGCAUUCUUCUCGUAACUAACUUAACAUCUCAAUUAUGUCUUAGGUCUAUUUUAAUAAAAAAUUACUUGAUAAUCUGACAGUCAUAAGAAUAACAUGUAAAGCUAUAGUUUGCUCCAACCAUAGAACAUUAGCUAUAUAUAAUCGGUAAAUGUGGUUGAUUAAUAUCGAUAUUCUGUAAAUAGUAAGCUUAUAAUUUCCAAGAAGUUUCUUCAUUGCCCAUCCAAAAACCAGAAACUGCAAUUUUAUAUAUCGAGCCAACUGAGAAAAACAUACUUUACUGAAGUUUAUCCAUACUAACAGCAUCCAAAUACUUAACGGUAACCCUUGAAAUAUCAUACUAGCAACUUUAUCGUGAAGCCAAUAGUUUCUGCAUAAGAUUACAGAAGUCACUAUGGUUGGGAUCACAUGAAAGCAUUUUACCGAAACUUAACAAGUCACAUUGCUUACAGUUAAAUGAGCAUUAUUUAUUACUUAAUUUUAUAGUAGUUAUUACAUUAUAAACUUUGAACAUAGGUGUGUAAGAUAUUAAACACUGAUAUUCUUUGCAACUAAUUGAUACAAAAGAUAGUCAGAAAUUUAUUCUAAGUAUUUUAGCUACUGAACAGUAGUAUAAAUUUAUCAGUAAAUAUCUAGGUUUCCGAUGAAUCACCUAAGAAUAAUUACAAGUUGCUCUUAAUCUCUUAGAUUCAUACCCAUUGUUCUUCACUGGGUAGUUGAUUAAAUUGCCCUAAGUUCAUAAUCUUCGUUGAGUGAGAACGGUGUAUAUCAUGGAUAUGUCAAAUGUAAAAAAGUGAUGAUACUUAUCUAUUUACAAUCAUUUAUUUUAGUAUUUUUAUUUUUACUAUUCUUAUUGAUACAUUUUGUCAAAAAGAUACAUUUAUUUUUACUCUCGCUACUAUUCUAUACACGCCAAAUGACCAAAAUGGGUUUUAACAAGUAAACACUGAUUGGUAUCCUAAACAGUUUUUACUUGUAAUAAUCAGCGAUAGUGUUAUUUUUAAGUCAUAAAUAAAUCACAGGCUGAAUAAUUUUUCAAUGACAAAUCUGGUUCCAAUGUUUUGCUUAUCAGACUAUCUUGCCUAUGUUAUGAAAACGCGGAGACGCAAGUGUGCCAAUAUAUACAUGUGUGUGCACUGACAAUCGAGCUCUGAUAACCGUUCGUUCGUUAGCAAAAGUUUCAUAUCAUUUUAAGCAAUCUACACGACACAUAAAUUUCCC
Molecule: messenger RNA, 14149 nt
Organism: Schistosoma haematobium
Lineage: Eukaryota; Metazoa; Platyhelminthes; Trematoda; Strigeidida; Schistosomatidae
Product: Ankyrin-2
Exons: 3
Coding region: 570-1379 (269 amino acids)
Molecular function (GO): protein binding
Source: RefSeq, a predicted model, not a curated record